Messenger RNA from Microplitis demolitor, 2664 nucleotides. RefSeq lists its product as uncharacterized. The coding region runs from base 1156 to 1947 and encodes 263 amino acids. The record is from RefSeq and is a predicted model, not a curated record. The transcript has 11 exons. NCBI's taxonomy places the organism in Eukaryota, Metazoa, Arthropoda, Insecta, Hymenoptera, Braconidae.
CCUUGUCUAGCUCGUAAAUAAAUUUAAAUAAACUGUUUUUACGUUUAAAAUAAUCGGAACUCGUGUCUCUAGAUAUUUUACGUCUAACAACGAAUAGUUUGUGAUAAUAAUUUAAUCGGUACUUGAAAAAUAAAUAGCAAAAAAAACAUUUAAAUAAAUCGUUGAAUCUUUGCCAUAGUCGAGUUACUGGCGUCCGUUGUCGUGCGUUCAAUUAUUUAAGCAUCCAUGACUCUGAAGAUAAUAAACAUCCGUGAAAAAAACUUUUAUUAAUUAAAGUUUAAAUAUCUUAGUGUAUAAAAAUUAUCAGUGAGUGUUUGUGGACAGUUUUCGAUUUUUUUAUCAGUGAUUAGUGCAAAAAUAUUUGUUUUUUUUUUCACGUCAUUUUUGCCGCCAUUUUAAAAAAUUUUUUCGUGUGAUUUUUUUUUUUUUUAAUUAUAAAUUGUUUCAUAAGUGAUUAAUAUAAUUAAUGUCAGUGUUCAGUUUGUGUAAAUAAUUGAAAUCAUCGUGUUUUAUUAUAAAUAAUUGAUUAAUUAUUUUAAUUGCGUUUCCGGGUUGAGCUUCAAUAAAUUCAUCACGAAGCCAUGAACUGAACGAAACUUUUUAAAACCCGUACAAUUUUGUCCCGGGAGUAAGGUAGAGAAAAGUCACGUGUCGUGAUUAGUGGGACUGAAUUUUAAGAAAAUUGUAAGGGAGAAAUGAAAAAGUAUGAGGGUAAUGAGUAAGUCGGCGACAAACUCUAUUAAGGGGGUGUGUUUCAGUGGUGAAUUGGGGAGUUAGCUGGCCUACUGCGCUACACGGGUCUGUCUGCCGAUAAUCGAGAUAGAAACGUUUAAUCGAAUUGGCACGAGCAAAUUCUUUCAUCAAACUGAGAAACAAAUUUCACGGAUGGAAUCAAUAACCCAAAUGAAGUCAGUCCACCAAAUUACGACAGAUACAUCAUUCACCGAGAAUGAAGAGCAGGUGUGGGAGUGACGCGUCCGCUUGGGGGCUCUGUGAAUACACGGUGCUGUGUAGUAAUCAUUGACGUUUAUGAUUGAAGCGAAAAAAGUUGUAACGAGGAGGAAAAUUGGCGGAUCGUGAUAAAUUCUGCCGACGAAGGGAGGAAUUUAUUGGAGCGACACGACGCGGAAGGAUAGGCUUGUGAAACCUCCGGCGAUGGAUUUGGUUCUACUGCUGCUCUUGGUCCUGCUCAGGCGAGAGGUUAUUGCACUAAGGCUGCUAUCAGUGAACGUACCGCCGUACAAAUUCAAAGACGAAACGGCCCAUCUAGUGUGUCGGUACGACUUGGAGACAGAAAAACUCUACUCAGUUCUUUGGUACAAAGACAACGAAGAGUUUUACAAAUACGUAAAUACGGAUCGAAGUCAACACAUUUAUCAAGUGGAUGGAAUCAAAGUCGACCACCGGAACUCAGACGGUUCGCGCGUUAUUCUCCAACGAGUUAAUUUAGAUACCACUGGCGUAUACAAAUGCGAAGUGAGCGCAGAGGCUCCACACUUUGCAUCAACUUACGGUGAAGCGUACAUGGAAGUAGUUGUAAUGCCAGCCAUCGGUCCUGCGAUUACGGGCCAAGAAAAAUCUUAUGCAAGCGGUGACAUUUUAUCACUUAAUUGCACAAGCUCAAAAUCGUAUCCACCUGCAGAAAUUAAAUGGUUCAUCAAUGAAGUUGAGGUGGAGGCAGAUUCAACGAGAACGAUAAGCCAUCGUGAUCAACUAGUGACAACAAUAUCAAGUUUACGGCUGGAACUCGGGCCCCAUCAUCUUUCAAGUGGAAAAAGCAGUAUCAAAUGCAGAUCCACAGUUCGAACAAGUAGUAGAGCCCGUGAAGCGGUGAUAGAUGUACGCGACACGAACGUCGAAGUUCAAGGGAGCGCUAGUUUUAUCAGGCCCUGUCUCUCACUGCUGCUGGUAGUGGUAAUACUCGAUCGGAUACUGAGGAUGGAUUGAAAGCAUUUGGUAAGUACGGCGAAGGUUUCGGAUUGUUCUGUAAGCCUCGGCAUAACAAAGGGCUGUGAACAUUGGGAUAAAGUCAAAGUAUGUGAAUGCGUGUAACAUAUAUAUGUAUGUAUGUAUAUAUAUUACAUAUAUAGUGAUCGCGCGAGUGUGAGUGUGAAUAUAUGAGCAGAUAAAUAUAAGUUUGUGAUGGUCCUAUACCAGUGUUCCAUGACCAAAGACAAUCAUGUUGAAAUAUAAUGGGAUAUUGUUCAUGAUUUUUGGGGCUAAUUCAAGAAAUUAAUUAAUCGUCACACUGUACACCCCGAAUAUACGUGCUUUGUUUGUUACGUCUGCUAAUCUUAUUAGUUAUUAUGUGUGCAGACUAAUUUCGAAUCUUCAGUUCCUUUUGUUAAAACGCGACCUAUUAUAUUAAGUUCUCUUUGUGUCUCACGGUUUAAUUGGAACCGGAUACUAAUACAUCCAAUAAAUUUUAGGCUAGUUAAAUUUGUACUAUUAUUUAUUAUUUUUAUGUAUGAAACGUUUGAUAACAAGUAUAAUAAAUGACCUAUUGUGCUCUUAGGCAGAUAUUGUAUCGUUAUUAAUACGAUGCAGGUUAAAAGUUAUUAAAGAAAAAUAAUAAAUAAACAGUUAUUUAAUAAAAAUAAAAUGUAAAUAUAAAUUUUUGGCAUUGAAAAGUUAGGUAUAUAAAAAUUAUAAAUAUAUAAAUAC